AUGGGCGAUAUCCGGUCAUCUGAAUGCAGUGGCUCCCCAGCUUCUUCGCCCAAGAUUUCCGUAUCGCCAUCACCCAUCGCGGCCAUCAAGUAUGCUCGCCAAGCCGAGAAAUUGUCCUUGGUAGCGCCGGAUAACGAUAGCAAUGGGCCCGGAACUGCCGUCGCGGCCGACUACAUUACUCCGCAAGAUCCAGUCAUCAUCACCGGCGAUGGAGGCCGACUGCCAGGCGUAUCUUUGGCGGAGGCUACGAAGUUGAAUACGCUCAGGGCCGGGACUCAAGGAGGGAUGCAGGAUAUGAACGACUCGAGGGAUCCGGCGGACAAUGCAGCUCUAGAAGCAGGUUUGCGCUCACGCUCCCUACACCGCAAGGCUGCGAUAGAAACAUCUGAGGAGGGUUCCCUUCGGAGAGCUAUGCCACCGUCUCGGACGCACCCACUGUUCCCACCUCUGCCUCUCUACGGCCCGCCGUCCUUCAUUCGAGACGCCCAAUGUUAUACCUUUCGCAUAAGUUCUUUCUUCUUGUCUUUGGCGUUUCUGGGCAUCAUUGUUUUGGGCUCAGCGGUCACCGGUAUACCCUUGUUAUUUAGAUACGUAUGGCUGCGCAUCACCUUGCGAGACCCGGAUGCGGGGCGGCCUUUCUACGAAGAAGAGAAGAGACGAAAGAAAAGCAGGAAAGAGGCCAACAGAUCAUGGAAGAAACAAUCAUCAAGGAAGUACUUCCGGACCAGGAUGGACGACGAUAAUGAGGACGAGGCUGGAUGGGGUAGCUUUGUACCGACAGAAGGGGGACCGGACCCCCUGGUCUGCGAUGUGGGAUACUACGCCAGAAGAGUAGGACUCGAUGUCGAGGAAUUAAAAGUGCAAACCGAAGACGGCUUUAUAAUAACACUUUGGCACGUUUACGAUCCUCUCGAAUAUACCCCUAUGUCAACUUCUGAACGCGCUGCCCGUGGUCCCGACGUCUUCACUGGUACUGGACCUUAUCGCCCCAGUCGUCCCUCUCGAUCCAAGCAAAAACCCAAAUUUCCCAUCCUGAUGAUCCACGGUCUCCUUCAGUCAGGGGGUGCCUACUGCGUGAACGACGACGAUUCUCUUGCAUUCUACCUCUGCAAAUCUGGCUACGAUGUCUGGAUUGGCAACAAUCGCUGCGGCUUCCAUCCUGAACACACCCGCCUCUCCUACUCCGAUCCUAGGAUGUGGUCCUGGAACAUUCGCCAAAUGGGCGUAAUGGAUCUGCCUGCUCUAACCUCACGUGUGCUUUCUGAAACCGGAUUCGAGAAAUUGGGACUCAUAGCCCAUUCCCAAGGCACGACUGAGACCCUCGUGGCGCUGGCAAAGGAACAGCGUCCCGACCUAGGAGAGAAGCUGACUGUUUUCUGCGCCCUGGCGCCAGCAGCAUAUGCGGGUCCCCUCAUCGGAAAAGCAUACUUUAAAUUCAUGCGAGUGAUUCCCCCGGCUUUCUUCCGCCUCAUCUUCGGCAUCCACGCCUUCAUCCCCUUCAUGAUGACCAUGCAUCGGAUCCUCCCCGGCUGGCUGUAUGCCGCCCUAGGGUACCGCGUUUUCGCCUUCCUCUUCAACUGGUCUGACGCUCGCUGGGACCGCGGACUGCGCGCUCGCAUGUUCCAAUUCAGUCCAGUGUACGUGAGCGCAGAAAGCAUGCGGUGGUGGCUGGGCCGUGAGUGCUUCGCGAAACAGAAAUGCAUCCUUGCUACGCGCGAAGAAGGCCAUCAAGAAGACGCGGAAGACGCGGAAGAGGAGAUGGAGGAUUACUACCGCCGCACGCGCAAGUCCCAGGAAGUCGACGACGGCACGAAUGGACAUCGCAGUCGCGAGGUCCAAAAGAAGCACGAGCGCAGGCCGAAGGGGAGCACGGCUUGGUAUAAUGCGCAAACACCGCCGUUUGCUCUCUGGGUUGCGGGCAAGGACGAUCUGGUUGACGGGAGGAGGCUACUGCGGAGAUUUGAGCGGGGCAGGGAACCCCAUAUCAGGGUCGUGCAUAGCAAGGUUAUCGACGAGUACGAGCAUCUAGAUGUCAUCUGGGCGAUAGAUAGUAUAGAGAAGGUAGGACGGGAAGUCAGGGACGUGCUCUGGAAAACGUGUGAUGUUCGGGAGAGAGUCCGGGUCCCAAUGGGUUGCGAGGGGGUUACGCCUUGGGUUGAUGAUCGUCGGAUGGUGAGGGGUGAAAAGGAGGAGGAUCAGAGUAGUAGUAGUUAA
Amorphotheca resinae ATCC 22711 is the source of this 2214-nucleotide messenger RNA. RefSeq lists its product as hypothetical. Gene Ontology annotation, biological process: lipid metabolic process. The transcript has a single exon. The record is from RefSeq and is a predicted model, not a curated record. The coding region runs from base 1 to 2214 and encodes 737 amino acids. Lineage: Eukaryota; Fungi; Ascomycota; Leotiomycetes; Helotiales; Amorphothecaceae.